This is a messenger RNA of Acromyrmex echinatior (Panamanian leafcutter ant), 1929 nucleotides long. RefSeq names its product nardilysin-like. The record is from RefSeq and is a predicted model, not a curated record. Gene Ontology annotation, molecular function: metal ion binding. NCBI's taxonomy places the organism in Eukaryota, Metazoa, Arthropoda, Insecta, Hymenoptera, Formicidae.
CUACAACAUGUGUCCGAAGUUCUAGAUGCAAUAUUUUCAUUUAUUAAUUUAAUAAAGAGGGAAGGUCCGCAGAAAAGAAUUUACGACGAGAUUUAUAAAAUUACAGAAAAUAAUUUUAGAUUGUUAGGUAAUAAUGACUAUGUAGACUGUUUGUGUAAGAAUAUGCAUUUAUAUCCAUCGCGCGAUUAUAUAACUGGAAGGUACAAUUUCUUCGAGUAUGACCCAGAAGCUAUACAAAAAUGUUUGGAUUAUUUGGUGCCAGAGACUGUGAAUAUUAUGAUUUUCAACAAAAAUUUUCAUCGUUUUGGAUUAAAUAAAAUCGAUCUGUGGACCAAUACCCUGUACAAAGAUGGGGAGAUAUCACAAAAGUGGAUCGAACGCUGGAAAUCCAUCGAACCAUUGCCAAAUUUUCAUUUACCAUUAUCAAAUACAUUAGUUACUAGCGACGUCUCUUUAUUAUCGAUACCUGUGAUGGCUCCAAAAUAUCCCAUAAAAAUAGCUGAUACUCAUUUAACGCAGAUUUGGCAUUAUCAGAAGUUUAGUUGGCCAAAAUGUUAUAUAAACUUCCAAUUUAUUGCUUACCCUCCGGAAUUUCAGUCGCCAAAGACUGAGGCUUUCAUAGAAAUGUACUGCAAUAUAUUAAAACAAAUAUUGAGGAAAGAAUUAUUUCCAAGUGUAAAGGCUGAGAUUGAAUAUGAUAUUACUGUCAGUGAGACAAGUAUUAUAAUAGAAAUGAACGGAUUUAAGGAAAAACUAUUAAAAUUUUUGCCAAUUAUUGCAAGUUAUAUGAUGUACUAUUCAACUAUUGUUUCGAAGCACUUGUUUGAACUUGUCAAAGCGCAACAACUUGAAAGAUAUUAUAACAAAUUUAUGAAACCUGAAAAACUCAUAAAGAGCGUGAAAUUAUGGAUAUUGAAGGAAAGUAUCCAUUAUACACAUAUUGACACAUACAUUGCUCUACGUGAUAUUAAUUUUGAAGAAUUCCAAAAAUUUGUGAGAUCUUUCUCCAAUCAUCUAUACAUUCAGUGUCUUGUGCAAGGCGAUAUGACGAAGAACCUUGCGAUUGAGGUUUUACAAAAUUAUAUGGAAAAGAUAAAAUGUUCUCCAUUAAUCUUUAAUACGAUAUCCAAGGCAAAAAUCAUUCAGAUACCCUUAGGCACAUCCUAUUGCAAAUUAAAAAAUAUGAACAAAACUGAUAUGAAUUCCGUAAUAACAAAUUAUUAUCAAGCCGGUAUCGCAUCGAUUGAAUUGUCUAUGUUAAUUGAUUUGAUAAUCAUUAUAAUGCAAAAACUAUUAACGAAUCAACUGUGUAUCCGAGAACAGCUUAGUAAUAAGGUCUUCUGCGACCGUCAAGAUCACAAUGACAUUUUAGGACUUUCCAUUACCGUUCACAUUGAGGCACAUACAUAUACAACAGAAUAUGUGGAUCAGCGGAUCGAGGAAUUUUUGAAGUCAUUUAGUAAGAUGUUAGAAGUGUUCUCACAAGAGGAAUUAAAUAUUAUCAAGGAAACGCUAAUAAUAAGAAAAUUGAAGCAAUGUACCAAUGGGUUUCUGAAAAAUGAAGUAGAUAGAAACUGGAAUGAGAUUAUGAAACGGCAAUACAUGUUUGACAGAUUCGAGAAGGAAGCGCAUGCAAUAAAGAAUAUAAAAAUCAAGGAGCUACGAGAAUGGUUUAGAUGUACAUUGAACGGAGAUGAUUUUAGAAAAUUAAGUUUACAUGUGGUAGGAACUGAUCCAAAGGAAAUAGAAGCGAAUGAUACUGCAGUGGAUUACAAUAAAGAACAUUUUGUUUUGCAAUAUAUAACCGAUAGUCAACAGCAUAAUGAAACUAAAGAUUAUCAUAUUACGAACAUAGAACAUUACAAGGCAGAACUCUUCAUUUACUCAUGCGUCGACCAAAUAAGAAAUUUGGAUUAAUGGACUCCCCCA